Phytophthora nicotianae INRA-310 is the source of this 2220-nucleotide messenger RNA. RefSeq lists its product as hypothetical. Gene Ontology annotation, biological process: mRNA splicing, via spliceosome. Gene Ontology annotation, cellular component: nucleus. NCBI's taxonomy places the organism in Eukaryota, Oomycota, Peronosporomycetes, Peronosporales, Peronosporaceae. Bases 1 to 2220 code for a protein of 739 amino acids. The transcript has 9 exons. The record is from RefSeq and is a predicted model, not a curated record. Gene Ontology annotation, molecular function: RNA binding.
AUGUCCGGCCGCUCGCCGCACUUCGGCCGUCCAGAAGCCUCUCACGGACAGCGACACAAUCCGCAUGCCUCACACCAAGACCAUUCACCCAGUUCCACGCUGCUGUUGCGGGGCCUGGCGCGCUCUGUGGACGACGAAAUGAUCCUCCGCGCGUUGGCGUCUUUCCGACCGUUGCAGGCGAGAACCAUUUACGACAAGGCCACUGGAGAACCGCGAGGGUUCGCCUUUGUCGACUUUGACUCGGUGGAGAGUGCGAUGCAAGCCAUGAACGCUUUCGAGUCGACGCCUCUGGUACUGGAGCAUCGAGCUGUGAACGUUAGCUACACGGACGGAUUCCGUCGUCGUUCAGCGGAUGAUUCAAACCGACCCAAUGACCAGCGCCAGGGGUGGCAACCGCGACCAGACUGGAUUUGUGAUGGGUGCAACGUGACCAAUUUCGCUCGACGGACGAUUUGUUUCCAGUGCAAUGCACCCAAGACAGCUCAAACGAAGGAAAUCCCAGUGACAGCAUCAUAUCGCCAAGAGCAAAUGCGCAACCGAAAUGAUUCUCAGUAUACAGGGGAAUCUGCUACCAUGAUAUCUCUCGGUGCUCCGUCAAGAGAUGAGAUGGGUACACACAGACGCGGUGAACACGCCCGACAUGUUCCUCCGUCUCAAGUUCUAGUAGUGCGCAUGCUCCCACCAGAUAUCGAGGAAGGCGAGCUCCAAGUAGCCUUCGCAGAGUUUGACGGCGUACAAGAUAUCCGUCUUAUUCGAGAUCGCGCGACGAAUCUGUCGCGAGGUUUUGGCUUCGUCGAGUUCCGCGAUAUCGAAGCAGCGACGAGUGCUCUGCGACAAUGUGCUGGCUUAGUUGUCCAAAAUACGCACGUGGAGGUGUCGUAUGCUCGGGAUACUCUGGCCAGCAGGUCGCAAUAUGUGGCGGACUUGCAUCCUGGACCGCGCACUGGCAGCUCCAUGGUCGUCACAGCGUUGGAACAAGCGCAAUGGUCGCUCUCUCAAGGACGCGGAGCUGAAGCCACAACUGAUCAGAACAUUGUCGACCAAGACGUGAGUGCACUUCUGGAUAGUGCUGCAGCCGCUGUUGUGCCUCGCUUCGAAGAACCCAAGAAGAUGUGGCCUCCGCCAUUCGAGACAGCAGGCGGCAGCUACGUAUAUGUUAGCGAGUAUGGACUCUAUUGGGAUCCGGACAGCUUGUUCUACUACGACGCACACACCAUGAUGUACCAUAACUCGUUCACUGGUACGUACUACCGGUGCGUGGAUCCUCAGAGCAGCGGAGCGUCUGCUUUUCAGGUAUUCGAGCCACCGCUACCAGUUGACGAUGAAGCGUACAACGAGGCAACCACAGCGAAGUUACCUGCUACAAGUAAAUCAGCGUUGAGUUUAUCACUGAAGAAAGACAAGAAGAAAGCGCCUGCAAUCUCGUUUGCCAUCAAGACUACAGCAUUCGCUUCAGCAACGGUGGCUGAGAAAACCCCGAUGAAAGUGGGGACCAGUGUUGCUUCAUCUGCAGUCAGUGCUGUAAGUGUGACCAGUAUUGGCAUGAAGCGUAAGAGCGCAGACGACAUUGCUAAGUGGUCGCAGCGGCAACGUGAAGCAAAAGAUGAGUCAAGUCCAACAAUUGCUCAAGAGGUGACUAUUUCAUCGCAGAAGACGGAGACUAGUGCUGCGUCUACUGAUUCCGUCAUCGAUGCCUUGACGAGUGUGCCUCAAGAAGUACCCAUUUGUCUGCUUUGUCGACGGAAAUUCGGGUCGUUGGAGAUGCUUCGCAAGCAUGAGAAGUUGUCAAAGUUGCACUUGGCGAACAUGGCAAAGGCGAAUAAGAACAAGCAACAUAUCGCUGCGCAGUAUCGAGAGCACGAGAAGGAGAUGGAACGAGAUGCCAAGAAGCAGCGGCAAGAAGAGAAUGCUCCGCCUUCAGCCAGCAACAACUGGAGUGCGUCUGCUCCCAGCUCGAAUCCUGAGUCCACGACGAACUCACUUGAGUCAGGUAUUGGUGGCAAGAUGCUCAAGAUGAUGGGAUGGAAGAGCGGCGAGGGACUCGGCAAGCAUGGCACAGGCAUCACAGCACCGAUCAAUGCCGCUGGACAAGGCGGGCGUAGUGAUACGGCCGGACUCGGGUCCAAGGCGCCGCUCUCUGCGUCAGUGGAUCUCUCGGACGUCACCUCCGACAAAGAACGUCGCCAGCGACUUGCCCGCGCUCGCUACGACAAUGCCUAG